Messenger RNA from Hirundo rustica (Barn swallow), 8426 nucleotides. It is a transcript of the gene EXPH5, whose product is annotated as exophilin 5. Lineage: Eukaryota; Metazoa; Chordata; Aves; Passeriformes; Hirundinidae. The record is from RefSeq and is a predicted model, not a curated record. The transcript has 6 exons. Bases 7 to 5910 code for a protein of 1967 amino acids. Gene Ontology annotation, cellular component: endosome. Gene Ontology annotation, molecular function: small GTPase binding. Gene Ontology annotation, biological process: intracellular protein transport; positive regulation of protein secretion; positive regulation of exocytosis.
CAAGCCAUGACCGCAGCGCCCCGGGGGCCAGAUCUCAGUUUUCUGAACGAGGAGGAAGCCAGGGCGAUUUUCCAGGUGCUGCAGAGGGACGCGGAGCUCCGGCGGGCAGAGAAGGACAGAGUCAGCAAACUUCUGAAGAGAAAGAAGUCUGAAAAAGGGCUGCAGGGAGUGACUGGAGAAUGGUUUGAAGAAAUAAAAAGAAAAAAAUUUCAGAAUUACAUUGAUGCCAGUAGAAUGUUAAAACCACCAUUAGAGCAUCAGCUACAGAGGAGCAAAAACACCAAUAAUAAAGAAAUAAAAAUGUCAUCCCGCACAAAUCCUCAAGCACAAAAGAACACUUCAGCUUCAUUUCUGGGGUUCAGAUCACCUUUUGCUUGGCUUUCCUCCUUUAGAAAAUCAAGGAAAACGCAGACUCAGAAGCAACCACGAUAUGACAGUUCUGCUAGUCCAUCCUCAAAAGUGGAAGAAAUGGCCACGGCUGAAAUGUGUAAUUCCCCAAUGUCAACUGAAACAAGUGGUCAUUCUUUUGAUACAAACCAAAAUGAAACAAUGGAGAAAAGUACACUGGAAUGGAAUGAACAGCUAGAGAAGGAGAUUUUCAGUGUUCUAAGUGAUCUGGAUGACCAGCUGGCCCAGGAACAAACCCAAGACCCUUUGGACAGGACAGCUUCUACUAGCAGUGCAUCAAAUGUCCAAAGUAGUAGUGCAUUCCCUACUUCAAAGAGACUGACUGCUAGUAGGGGACAACAGAGAAAUGACUGGAGUGAUGUGCCCAGCACAUUUUUCCCAGAUGGACUGAGAACACUAAGGGCCAAAGAUGAACACAAGAUUUUCAUCAGACCAAGGAAGUUACACAGUGCAUAUAUAAACUGGCACCAAGCAGCCUUUCAAGAAGAUUGCAAUUACGGCGAUGCAGUCGAUGGAAAUCCUCGUCUGCACCGUAGGAGGCUCUCUGCAGUUUCUUUCGGACGGUCUUCGGAAGGGAGCUUAUAUCCCCCUUCCGUAACACAGAACAGUGGAUUUAGGCACAAGGGUUGUAUGAACAGGGAUACAGCUGGCAGAAGUUACUCUGUGUGUUCCCUUCGAAGAUGUCCAUCAUCAGUAUCUUCUGAUCAGCUAUCAGCAUCAAGUUUGCAGCAUCCAUUGGCAAGGGAGAGCAAGAAUGGGUUUGUACCAAGGUUUGGCCGACAGAACCCAAAGAGAAUUCCUCUGUCUUCCAUUGUAUGGAACAACACACCAGACUCCUCAGAACAAACUCCAGAAACAAUGUUUAGAACUCAAUCACUGAUGGAGUUUCAUGCUACAGACCAUGGUAGAUAUCCUAGCUCUUUACAAGAAACUAAGAAAUACCCAAGUUACCACUCAAAACACCACUACAGAUCUAUUUCAAGCAGUAAUUGCUUUAGUAGAGUUAGUUGUCCUGACAAAGCUACUUCUGCAUUGUCCUUUGAUAACUGGGAAAACUAUCCUUUAUACAAAUCAGAAAAUAAUCUUUCUAGAUCCUACUACAGAGAUACCUCUCCUCAUGGCAAGUUGUAUGCAAACAAAAAAAAUUCUUAUGGAAGAAAAGACAGCUUUCCUUCUUGGGCUGAUAUUCCUCAGUGUUACAGUGAUGAAGUGUUUCUUUCCCCUGAUGCCAGCUUUGAAGCUUUUAUGGCUAAUUUAAAUGACCACCAGUGGGCACAUAUAAAGAAUGCCAAGUUUGGUGCACAGCGCCUGCAGAACGAUUUUCACAUGUACUCUCCAGAAAAUACAAGUAUCAAAAGGAUGUCAAGAAGUGCCAACAGACAUUUUUCAGAAUUCACUGAGAGCUCUCAGCCUUGGCUAAGUUAUAACUCCUCUGUUUCUUCAUCUGGUAUCAGAACUGAUGAGUCAGUCUUUCCCAAUUCAAAGGACCAACCAAAACCUACAGGACUGAACAGGAAUUCAGUUGUUGUUACCCAAAGGAGUACUAAGGCAGACUUUACACACCUGGAAAAGGCUGGAGGUGUGAAACAGCCAGAUGAAGACAUGCUGUUACCGUCAGUUCCUCAACAAGCAGAUACAAGCUACAUCAAUGCACGGAGUUUUUCCUCUAACAGCCUUGCUUCUGCCAUGUGGCAAAGAGAUGUAUCUCUCUUUAACACAAAGACAUCAAAGAGACAAACCCAAGCCACUGCCAGAGGAGAUACUACAAAAAUUUGUACAUCAAAUGGUGACAAAAGAAAUGUAGAAAUGAAGGAAAAUGAUUGCCCACCCAACACUGUGUUCGGUCAUCCUCCCUGUGUUUUGCCAGCUGAUGGGAGCAGGAAGGAACUUUUUCUUCCAAGUCAGAAAGAAUGGGAACAUAAUCUGCAUUAUGCAGCACAAAGAGAGAGCAUCAAACAGGAUAACAGGAGUGCAGAAGCCCUUAACAAAGCUACUUCAAAGAAACAGUCCUCACUACUGAAUGUUACUUCUGCUCUAUCCACUGAAAAAUUAUCAAACUGUCAAGGCAUGUUGUCCUGUCCUCCUGAGCGCUCAUCUAGUUUCUCACAAAACUCUCCACAAGCGCUUUCUCAUAAAGACAAUUCUACAUGCUUAGGAACACAAACUAGCUCUUUGGUAAAUUGUGCUGUUACUAAAUCUCAAGCAGAAGUGGGGAAAACAGCUGAAGUGAGUAGAACAGGUGUUAGCAAAGAGAUUUCACAGAAAACACUGCAAAAUGCAAGCACUUUAGGUACUAAGGACUGUAAUGAACAAUUCACUACUAGUUCUCCACAAAACACAAAUUCUGGAAAUAUUUAUAUGCAUAGUUUUGAUGGAGACCCCAAUACCUCUGAAAAUAGUUUAAGUUAUUUUUGCCUUGAAAAAGGAGCUGAAAAAAUGAGGAGUACUUCACCUUGUAUCAGAAGGUUUCACAAGCAAGACAGCUCACCAAGACAUACCAGUAGCUGCAGCAUUACUGGCUCCCCUGGCAGAAACAGCUCCAAAUCUUCUGACCCCCUUGUUAUUUAUUACACUUUGCCUAGAAAAUCAGCUAGCAUUGCUGGUAGUAUUAUGUCAGAGACACCCAUCUCUUUACCUAGAGAAAGCAGAACAUCAUACAAUUGUUUAAGGUCUGAAACUCUGCACAGAGCUGACACCUCUUAUUCUAAUCAAAGAGAUGUGUCUUGUUUAGACCCAAAAUGUUCCUUUUUAACAUCAGCAUCUUUAAAUGCUGCCACAGGUGACAAAGAUUACCACAGUCCUUUAACCAAAAAUAUUAAUGAUUCAAUAAGUAAUAGUACAUCAGUUGAUCUGACAGACAGAUGUGAACAUCUACGUAGAAGAGAAUCCUCUAUGUUUUCAGAUCAUAAGGAGGGGGGAAAUUUUUUGCAGAAAUAUAAAACCACAAGCACAUUUACAGUUUGUGUUGAUGAAGAUCAUGUCAAGUAUCAUGAACUAGUUUCAAUUUAUUACACUCUACCACGGAGGCAUUCAAAAACAUUUUGUAGCCUCUUUAGAGAUAAUUUAGAGGAUGCAGAUUUACCUUGUCCCAAAGAAAAUGCUCAGUCACCAAGAAUACAAAACAAGAAAAAUGAAGGUCAUGUGAGUUUAGCAAAUGAUUUUUUCCCCACUACUUCAGAAAAAGAGGUGCCUUCAUACUCUUCUGACCAAGUGUCUUCUGUUCUGGUGACACCUCAGAAUUUAAGAACUGCUGCUGAUAGUGAAGAAGAGAAUUCUCAAUUAUCCCCUAGCUCUGAGAAGUCAGUGAGUGCGGUACCUAACAAGAAAGAUAAUUCAGCAUAUCUUUCAUUAGCAGAAAAUGUACUUUCUGAUGUGGUGACAAAAGAAAGUGGUGGCCCACAAUCCACUGCAAUAGUGGAUAAGUUAGGUAAGGCUGUUUCUGAUGCUUCAAGCAGACAAAAGGCAGAAAUAAAUGUAAAAGAAAAGAAGGAAAUUUUACAAAGAGCCACACCGCAAAUAUCUGCUUUAUCAUCCCCUCCUAAGCCAGGCAGACAUUUAGAGAAUCCUUUAUAUUCUAAUUCAACGAAUAGAAAUAUUGUACAGAAGGGAAGCUCUGAAAGUUGCUCUCAGCCCCCAAAAGUGAACAAGAAAAAUCUGAACUGUUUAUUCCUCCGCUCCAGAGAGAAGAGUUCCCUUGGAAGGAGUGGUAACACAGAGCAUGCUAAUGUGCCGCUUUCUCCCAUAGAAGAUGUGUACAGGGAUAGUACCCAAGUUAAACAGAGAGUAGAUGUCCCACACCGAACCACCCCUCUGUGUAAUAAUAAAUUUAGUGGACUGCAAUUAAGGGCUGACAGUUCAAGAAAAAAAGAGAAUGGUUUAAACUUCUGUAGCAAAGUGCUUCCAGAGGCUCCAAGCAAAACAUCUGAGGUAAGCACAGCUUCCAGUGCUGAUCCACUACUUCAGCUAGACAAAGUGGCUAGCACAGAUACAAAUGAAGUAAAUAAUUUGAAAAUUAAAAAAGAGCAAAACUCACAGAGUUCUCAUAUGGGUAAAAUUUACAGUUGUUUUCAGGAAUCAGCGAGGCAUAGUGAGGGCAACCUGAACAUUAAAGAUAAAGUCCCCAGGAUUAUACAAGAUGAGAACAUAACACAGAGUGCAGAAGAGGAGAACAAGCUUUUCUCCGACUGCACAAGGGACAAAGUCAAAGAUAUAGAAAAAAGGAAAAAUAGACCUUCAAUUAAAAAUAAAUUGGCAGCUGUUUACAAAACAAGUCGUAAAUUUUCAAGUAAAAAUUUACCCCCCAAACCACACAUAAGUAACAUUUUUUCACAGAAUGAUGGAAGUGCUACUUCUGUAGAGGUCAACAUGUCCCUUGACUCAUUAAUUUCAAUGGAUUCCCACCAGCCAUUCCUGGAGUUGGACAAUGAAAAUCAGAAUCACAAUCUGAACUCUGACAAGAAUACUCCAAGACCAAGAACAGCUGAUAAUAAGAAGGCUGAAAAUCAGAAUGAUCCUUCUUUCCUUGUUAACAGCAAAACGAGGAAUUUUACAAGUUCAUACGCCCAGAAGGAAGCCAUCAGUCCUCAAAGAACUGCAAUGAAAGUGGAAAAUAGGCCAAGACUCACAAGCCUAUUUCCAGAUAAAGCAGCAACCACAAGAAAUAAGAAUUCCCAAACACUUGAUCUUGGGUUAGAAAGCAAAAGCCAGCCCAUCAUUCCCAGCACUACUACCUCAUACCCACUGGAUGAAGAGAAAGGAAGAGCUAGCAGUCAUGCCUGCACUCUUCCCUCGCCACUUUUGACUGACAAAAACUCCAACACUUAUGUAAAUAGCUGCUUGCAGGCAGACACAUGUCCAGAGCAAAACUUGACUUCCCAGACAGUGCUUGGUCAGCAUCAAAAUACCUCUCAGCCUACCAGCUUAGAAAACGCUAACCUCAAUAGCUAUCAGUUGCGCAAGAGCCAUGCAAAAAGUCAGCGUGAGCGUCACCUCUCUGAGGGCAUUUGUGCUCGAGAUUCCCUGGAGACCUCUGCCUCGGGAAGCAAUAUUCUACCCAAAGAUGGCAUACAUGGGAAGCGAUUUAAAUCUUACUCAGAGCUGUUGUCUUGUGAUGAGAAUGAAAACUGGGCAUCAGACUAUGAAAAAUGUUACAGCACUAGAAAUUUAAUGUAUCCGUCUGUGGAAUUUGGUAUCUUUGGCAAAGAGCAACAACUGGCUUUCCUGGAAAAUAUCAAGAGGUCGCUCACAGAGGGGCGAUUAUGGAGACCGUGUCUUCUUAACAACCCUGGUGCUUUCAGAGAUGCAGAGAGCUCUUCUAUAAACAGGGCUGAGCUUCUGAGCUCGAGUUCUGCUGGGAGCAAAAUGUCAUCAGCUGCUUCGUCCCCCCGAGAGCUGACUGAUGCCUACGUGGAAGACUCAGCCGCUUACUCAGACUCAGACAGUGAUACCACCACUGACGAUGAAUAUUACCUAGAUGAGAUAGAUAAAGAAUCAGAGCUGUAAGGGACUGUGGUACUAAGAGGCCACAAUAGUGUGGUCGUUUCUGGGCAGGCAAAAAGCACAUCAAAUAUGCUGAGCCCAUUCUUGUGCUGCUAUAAAUUGGUACAGCUUCCUUAGUUUCAAGGGAGUUAGUAUGUUAUAUUAGGUGAGCAUUUGACUUUUGUAUCAAAUGUGUGGCUUCAGCUUUCCUGUUUCUCUUAGGAGGGAAAAACAAUGUUAAAAAAUCCCUUCCCCAAAUAAUAGAAGGUAAACAGCUGUGGAGAGCUUUGGGCAGUGUAAGGCCGGGGAUGGCUUUCCUCUGAGUCAGCAAGCAGUAGUUAGGUUCCUGCCAGCUAUGCAGUGCAGGAAUGGAGGAAUUCUAGCUUGAGCUGCUUUUUCCUACAGAACUUAACAGAAAACCAAGAAGUUACUUUGCCGAUAAUUUGCUGUUUCUCUGAUCUUCCUCAUUAUCAAGCAUGAUAAUGCUAAUCCUUCCCACUGAACAAAUAUCAAAUAUCCUCACAAAAUGAAACGUCUGAAAUCUUUAAAGCAUGUUCUGCAUGAAUGCUCUUUUUCUGCAUUCCUGGGAAGUGUAGCAGGAAUGUCCCUGGUGGCAUUUGUUCUGCUGUGCUGUUGAGGCAGAUUCCACCACAGGACUUUUCAGCAUUGCAAGAGCAGUGAGCAGUGUGAGUUGCAGAAGUACUUCUAGUGUAGGAGAAAAAACACAGGGCACAGCACCGAGAAACUGACCAAAAGAAAGACAGCUGAGCACUGAAAUCUGCUUUCCAGACAUGGAAGAUUCAUAACCAGCACAUCUUUGGUUACAGUUGUCAUGCUUGUCCAUAUUUCUGCCUUUGACUUAGAAACAGAUUAAUUCAGAUUAAAAAUCAGACACUUUAAACAGUUCAAAAUAUAAAAAGAUUUAGACUGUUGAUUUCCUAUAUUAACAUCAUAGGCCGAAUCUUUAGUUGUCCUAGUAGUGAGAAGAUAACCAAAACAAUUUGUGAGGUCCCAAAGUUCUGCAGCUGCCUCUGCUUGGCUGGUCUCAGGAUGAGGCAGCUGCAGCCACUGGGCUCCUUCAGGGCAGCAGCACCCAGGGCAGCCUGAGAGGGCACUUGGCUGGGGCACCACUGCACCACACCCUGGUAGCUUUUUACUUGCAAAAUAAAUAAAACCAGCAAGAAAGGCUUUUUGCCCUUUGUUAAAUUACCAUCCCUUUUUGGUAUUUUUUCAACUGUUGCUGCUGUUACCACAGUACUCUUUAUCCUCUAAACUGAAUGGGUGUAAACAUGUUCCAUUGGCUUUUCUUCAGCCAGAACAAUAAUGUAGCCUAAACUUGUCCCUGGCUAUUAAAUUUCUAACUAAGCUUUAUUCUCUUUUUAUAAAAAAUCGGAAGUGGUUCACUGAGCCAGAAGAUAUAUUUUAAAAUAGUUAUAUAUUUUCUUCUACUUUAUUUCUAAUUUCAUAUAUGGUCUGAAAUGAUGGUCCAUAUUUUUAUAUGCUUUUUAAACCAAUAAAAUUUCUGUAGGACAUAAUUAUAUUUUUCUAACUUGAAGGACAGUAUACCGGUAUUUUAAAAUAAUAUAUUUUACAAAAAACAAGCAAUGCUUGUAUCACUGACUACUCCACAAGAAACUAAAAGAUGAAAAUAUUAUAGUAGGUAAGAGGUAUCCUUACUUUUUCAUACUGUAAGCUUCGUUAAAGAAGUGGGUCUGUAGUUCAGAUCUGUACUGAUAUAUAAGUGUUAUUACUUUUUGCUGGGGUGAUUUGUCUUUUGUUGUACAUAGAAGGACUAACAUAAACUGUAUAUUUAUAGUCAGAAUUGAUCUCUAUGACUUGCCUGUUUCACAAGGAUAUAAGAAUAUUUUGACACAGGCAAUGCUGGAAGGAAAUGACUACUGUAUAAUUGCAGUCUUGUAAAAUGUGUAAUUCUAAGGAGAAAUUAUGUUUUUCUGUAAAUGUCUCUAUUCUCUGUGUGUACAGGAUUCUGUAGAGUAAGACAAUAAAACCAGCCGAGUAUCUGUGCGGAAUUUCUGCCGUUGUACAUUUCUGCAAAAUUAAUUAAUCCAAAAAUUUGGGAUACCAGUCUACAUAAUGUACAGAAUAAUAAAAGGAAUGUAAUGUAAAGGAAUAAAAGGAAUGUAAAAGCAAGUAAAUGAUCAUACAGUUUUUCUUGACUAGAUGUGGAUGGUUUAGAACAUUUUUUAUUUGUAACUAUUUUCUACCCAUUCAAAAGUAGUUGGAUUAAGUGCUCACCUUGCUGGCAUAAACUUUUUUCAUUUGCAAUGCUGUGUAUGACAGGCAUUCAGGUGGCUUGAUUUAACGUAAGCAAGUAAAGACUGCUUUUGAUUGUAAAUCAGUUGUGGAAGACUGCAGCCUGUUGAGGACCUGUAAACUAAAAUUUACACUGAAUAACAGUAUUCUAACUGUCAAUUGCAUGAAAACAUAGAGAGACAUACCUUUUGAAUAGCAAUCAGUUCCAUUCAGUAUAGCAAAGCCAAAUUUUGACACUUCCACUCUUCCAAGAUUUUCUUUGGCAA